Molecule: messenger RNA, 5215 nt
Organism: Gadus chalcogrammus (walleye pollock)
Lineage: Eukaryota; Metazoa; Chordata; Actinopteri; Gadiformes; Gadidae
Gene: atmin
Product: ATM interactor
Biological process (GO): regulation of transcription by RNA polymerase II
Cellular component (GO): nucleus
Molecular function (GO): DNA-binding transcription factor activity, RNA polymerase II-specific; transcription cis-regulatory region binding
Source: RefSeq, a predicted model, not a curated record
UGCGGGUUGCAGUCAGGGAUACUUGGGCCUCGUGUAGUACACGCCGCGGUCAAAAACACGGUGCGCUCCGUGCUCCCAACUGCGCAUGCGUAAACAGUACCUGGUUGGUAUGGAGCAUUAUCCACGGCGGCGGGUGGUGACUGCAUCGGUUAGCACUACGGCGUCGAGGUGUUAAAUGGCAAACAUACGUAUAUGCUGCUACUGGGCUUUCUGCACUACAAGCUAGCGGUUGUCAACGUACAAUCAUGGCUGCCUAUGCGUCUGCUGGGAAAGGGAAUCACAAAGCCAGCGCUUCCAGAGGAAGUGCGAAAUCAAACGAAGAGUCUCCUUCGCAGUCCCGGGAGAUAAUAACGCCGUCCAUCGUGGAGCUGACCAAAGAAGUGAGGACUAACAUACUCUGCACUGUGGAAAGCUGUGGGAAAAUCCUCCCCAACACACCUGCGUUGAACAUGCAUCUGGUGAAAUCCCACAGAGUGAAGGAAGGCCUCGUCAACCCUACCAUUAGGAAAGAGCUGACUGCGUCCAAGAAGCUUUACAGCUGUCCUAUUGAGGGCUGCCCCAGAGGCCCUAACAGGCCCUUCUCCCAGUUUUCACUCGUCAAACAACACUUUAUGAAAAUGCAUGCAGAGAAGAAGCACAAAUGUUCCAAAUGCAACAAUGGCUACAGUACGGAGUGGGACCUGAGGAGACACACGGAGGACUGUGGGAAGACCUACCGGUGCACCUGCGGAUGCCCGUAUGCAAGUAGGGCUGCACUGUUGUCUCACAUCUACCGGACGGGACAUGAGCUCCCCACAGAACACAGGAUUCCCCCAGUGAAGAAACGUAAGAUGGAGAAAUUGAUAAGCAGUUCUGUUAAGGUGCGGCAAAACGAGUCAACCUGUCAAAAUCUAAGUGCCAACAAGGAACUAUCAGUGGGGUUUUCUGCGGAAACAAAUAGUCAUGCACCAGACACGCCCAAUCCAACCUCAUACCUCCAGAGAAGCCACAAAAAAAUGCUCCUGCCCAAGCCCAAGAUGGCCCUGGUCAAUUUCCCUGUGAUGCAGCUGACUCACCUCCCUGUCCUAGUACCAUCCACAGAGAGUGGUGCUCUGAGGUCCGUCGUGCUUACGAUGGACUGCAAGGGCUCCCUCAGCGCUCUUCAGCUGCUGCCACAAGCAAUGGGGGCUAUGGUGCCCCACCUGGACUCCAAAGCCCUGGGCUUCAAGGAGAGCUUCCUUUCUUCGCGUUCUAGCCUUGGGCCCAUCAGCACUGGGGUGCAGGUGAGUCUAGAGCCUUUGUACUCACAGGAUCCAGCCAGUGGCCUUGGAGGUCUUCAUGGCAGAAGCACAUCCACAAACAUUCAGACGGACAUAUCAUGCCUAUCUAGGAUGCCCUUAGGGGCAGGAGUCGGUGUAGGUAUGGGAGUGUGUGCGGUUGGUGAUCCACCCGUGUCUUCUUGUGCCCAGACAGACAUAAGUGUCAGUGCCGAGGUGCUUCUGCCCGUCAGUGUGGAAACUCAGACGUUCCCCUCCACCAAAGCUAAAUCCACUAUUGCCGCUCAGACAGACGGUCUCUGCCUCAGCCAAAUACCCUGCUCUGGCCUGUUGGUUUCUGCCCCAACCUCCAGGCAGACCCAGACAGGCUGCCCGAGUGCUGUGUCGCAGUCCAGGGACAGGGUUCAGGUCGACCAGGCGGUGAUGUGUUCGGACCUGUUUGCUAGUGACUUUCUGAGCGUCUCCACACAGACUUCUCUAGCCUUGGAACAAUCUGCGGCCGCAGGAGUGGGCAGUCUCUAUGAGGACGUGAAGUCGGCAGGGCCUAUGUGUUUCGGUGUCCAGACCGACGACCUCAACUCCAAUAGUAUGUCGGACAACCAGACCCAGACCAUGACCUUCCUCCACGACCUGGAGAACAUGUUGUCUGACUCGAUGUCGGGCCACCAGGUGCUGGAGGAUAACACUGCAGGCUGUGGGCCAGGCCUGGACUCUGUUCAAGACCAGCACACGGGUAUCGACUUUGACUUUGAAGAGUUCCUUAAUACCGUGCACAUCCAGACCCAAACGGAGGAGAGUGAGCUCAGAGGGCUGGGCAGUGACACACCGCUGGAGUCUCUGGACAUUCAGACCCAGACUGACUUCCUCUUGCUGGAAGAACUGGAACAAAGCACUGGGCACAGUCGAACGCAGGCCACUGACCUCGAACUGGAAAUGUUUGACACGCACACGCAAACUGACCUCAACUUCCUGCUGAGUGCCGGCAACCGCAUGCCGCUUGGCAGCAUCCUGGGACACUCCAGCUUCUCCAUGAGCACAGAGUCGUCUGACACGGAGACCCAGACGGACGUCCCCCCUCCGCCUCUAGGCCUUUCGCCCCAGCUCCCCGUCCCUCACACGGAGCAGGGCCGGUUGCUGAGCAGCACAGAGACCCAGACCAGCACCUGCCAGGUGGACGGCCUCUCGCACCUCUUUCUGACCAGCAACGAAACCCAAACGGUCAUGGAUGACUUCCUGUCGGCGGACCUGGCCUGGAAUAUGGAGUCCCACUUCAGUUCCGUGGAGACCCAGACGUGCGAGAGUCUGUGGGCCCUCUUACGGCACCCGGACAAACCCAACAGUUGAAGGCCUCUCUGUGCUACUGCUACCCACGAUGAAUGUGUCUGCUCUCAAUUGUCGUCCUGGAUAACACGUGGUGUCCUGGUAAGCUUGGAGCAUCUGGAAGGCCUAUGAACAUUCCAUGAAGGGAGACGUGCCCUUGCGUAUUUCCUGUCAUACACCCAGAUAGCUAAGAUGCACUUUAUUAUCUCACUGGGCAUGAUUUAUUGACUCCUGCCCGUUUACAUAUUUAUUUGCACAUAGGAUAACCUUGUAUGCGAGUCCUGUCUAGAAAACAUGUUUACUUCUAUCGUUUAAAUGUAUAUUUUGAUUUGUAUUAUAGCACUAGUGGAUGCUGUCUUUGUCUGUAUUAGCAGUUUAAUAAUUGUAACACUAUUGUGCAUUAAAUCGAGUCACCAUCUUAACAAAUACCAAAUGAUGGUUCCCCCCCUGCCCACACUCUCCCAAAUCUUUUUGUGAAAGAUGUGUAUAUACAGUUCAUCAUGUAAUCCGUUUGACACUGGCCUCAUUAUUAUCCAUUAUUGGUGGCAAGAUAUGCAUGUCCUUCAGGUAUGUUGUACCUUGGGGCAUUAUCACUGUGAAAACCAUCCUGAAUUAGUUUCCUAACAAAGAAAUAAAUAAAUCUUCAAUCUCAAGUAUGUAAGGAAUUCACCAGAGCCAUGAAAGUACUCAGUAACCCAAAUCCGUUAAUUAGACGUGGCACAAAUUAUUUAAAUGCUAAGCUCAGUUCUUCGAUACAUUGUAAUGAUGCAUUGUAGUUUAAUGCAAGUACUUAGGUUGUUGUGGUCUUAUGAUCCAUAUUUCUGUAGGUCACCGGCUAGACAACCCCCUUGAGGAUAGUUCCAAGACAAGGGUGUCGUCCACCUUGACUUAUUCAUUAGCUGACUAGGUGUAUACAAUAGCAGCAGUUUGUGCUGAAGUUUUAGGCGGUGUUGUGCUGCACUAAAACACUGAGGCUUAGAGUACAGUUCAGCUACUCUCCCUCCAGUCAGAGACGUUGUUGUUUUUGCAAACCAUAUUAAAUUUCCUCCAUCUUUAAUUACUGAAUUCCGUCUUUGUCCAAUGGGACUCAUGCAUCGUGCAUUGAUUUUUAUUUGUAUAUUUUUUUCGAUGCAAGAUACUGUACAACCUGUUGGUUCCUUUCGUGUGUUUGUCAGUUACCUCAUUUGCACGGACACCUUUUUUUGAGUUAUAGGGGAACAGUUGGAUAUACAGCAAGCCUUGAGUAUUUCUUAAUUUUAUUUCUGUGCCUUAAUCAGAGUAUUUUAUUUUUAUUUUGUUCCAGAUAUACUUUUUGUCUUUGGAGAUGUCACCUAAAAGAAACAAAGGAAUGUAUGUGGCAUUAUGCCCAAAUCUUAACUUGCUUUAUUUUGUAAUGUAUUGAACCCAAGGUUAAGUGCAGUAUUUUGACCUUACUUCAAAUCAUUUAUUGUUCUGUGUAUACUGUUUCUAAAAGGUUAAUGGAUGUAAAUGAAGCAAAGAAGAAAAGCUUGAAGAUGUUGAAUUGUCAUAGUUCGCAGUGGUUAAUACAGUGUUUUAUUUUCCAUAAAAUUCAUCGCAUGAAGAAUUUAUAUAUUCUUCCAAUACAAAUGAUUAUUUUCAUUUUAUUGGUGGCCUUCGGUGUUUGCCUAAAUGUUUAGAGUUCCAGAUUGCAUUGUUGGUUUCUUUGUCCAAGCUGUACUGCUGAUGAUCUCAAUAAACUAAGGGAACAGUGUAUUACAUUACAUUACUCAUUCAAAAAAGUUUAGCCUUGCAGCAUCACAUUUACGUUUUAAGAUCCAUUUUUAAGUAAGUUUCAGUUACAAACCUGAUACCUUUUAAAAUGUUUCUAAUUGAGCUACAGCAAUAAGAUAUCUGUAUAACUUGGCUUCCAUAUAUGCUCACAAUGUAGUUUCAUGGUUUCCGAUGUUUAUUUGGAUAAAAAAAAGGAGGUUUGACUAAGUUAAGACCAUCAUGUGUAUAACAUUAUAGCCACAGCCUCCAACACAAAUUAAGGUUGUUGGCUUUGAGGCAGCAGCCAUCGUUGCCGGACAACUAGAACAUACAUUUGAUGGAAUUAUUUAGGAACCAUAUUAAAGACACAUCUAUCCACAUGGGUUUGAACACCAAAAAAAACCUGGGAUAGUGUAACACUAUGACACACCUGCCAUGAGUUUAUUAAUAACAUAUUUUUAUAACUUUUAAGACACAAAUAAGAUGAAAUCUGCUGUGAUUCUGUCAUGAAGUUAAAUAUUAAUACAUCAAUCAUUAUCGUGACUUACCAAAUAAGAAAAUCAUAGAUCCUCUUUGCUACUUUUAUUUGCACAUGCAUAGUGAGGGGAGUGUGUAUUCAAAGCGGUCUUUGGCUGGAAACCACUAUUGGGACCUUGGUCCCAAAAAGAACAGGCAGCUGUGGAGUGGGGGAUCUUUCGUGCCGGCUGUACUCACUGCCAGUCCGCACGGCCUGCCUCAAAUGCUGGCCUAAGGAGACUGUAGUCCGGUGCAUGGUGUCAGUUAUUUUGCCCAGAGGCACACUGUACCUCUUUAGAAUGGGCAGAGUGUAAGUGGAGAGCAAAUGCCGUUUUUUUUCCUGAGAGUGACAACAAUACAUGCCUUUGGGUGGAGCGCUCGGCCUGUGGGUG